AUGACCUUUGAUCCAAGACAAAUUACCUCUCAUACACUGUCUUCUCAAUCAGUGUUGUCUAAUGCCAAUGGUACCCCCUCUCCAGUAAUUGGGGAGGGUUCCCUCUCUCUCUCUGACUCCCUCACUUUGGAUUCUGACAUUCUCAGCAGCAAGACGAUUGGUUGUGGUACUAGGAGGGGCAAAUUCUAUUAUCUGGACUUGGCAUCUGACAGUGAAGCUAGACUCAGUCACACUUACAAAAUUAGGGGUACGAGUAUUGAGAAGCAAACUUCCGAAGUAUGGUUAUGGCAUUGCCGUCUUGGAGAUGCUUCGUUUGGAUAUUUACGGAAGCUAUUUCCUUCCUUAUGUUCCCAGUUAGAUCUAUCCAGUUUUGCAUGUGACAUCUGUGAACUAGCCAAGAGCCAUCGUGUUCUUUUUCCCUUAAGUUGCCAUAAAAGUUUGGUUCCCUUUUCUCUUGUUCAUUCUGAUGUUUGGGGCCUGGCUAAAAUUACCACUCCAAGGGAAGCUAGAUGGUUUGUCACGUUUAUCGAUGAUUGCACAUGUAUGACAUGGGUUUCCCUUAUCCAAACAAAAGGGGAAGUCAGUUCCAAGUUUCAACAGUUUUAUCAAAUGGUGGAGACACAAUUUCAUACCCGAAUUCAGAAUGGUGUGGCUGAACGAAGGAAUAUACACUUAUUGGAAGUGGUUCGUGCCUCUCUCUUUGGUGCCAAUAUGCCUCGGUCUUUUUGGGGAGAAGGCGUCCUCUCUACAGCAUACCUUAUCAAUCGGAUUCCCUCCACGACCGGUUGCCGGAGCCUUCGCCUGAAAACGAUCGAUUGCAGGAAGCAAGUGACCGGUCGCCCGAGACUCUGCUUGAAAGCGACCGGUCGUUGGUUGAAAUCGACUGGUGGCCCCCAAAAUCCGAAUAUGCUUCAAAACGACCAGUCGCCAGAGGACCUACCACAUCAAUCACCUGUUGAGAACGUCAUUCAGAAGGCACAGAGCCUACAUAUCAGAUUCCAAAACGGAAGAACCGUGGAAAACCUCCAGUUCACUAUGAAGCAGAUCUUAAUGCAAAAUGGAAAUAUCUCAUCAACAAUUAUGUAUCCAUCAGCGUCACGGGUGCACUUUGUAAAGCAGUUGGCAGACAUACCGAUUCCCAACAGUGUCACUGAAGCACUAGAAGACUCAAAAUGGAAAGAAGCCAUAAAUGAAGAAAUAGUCCUUCUGUCUCUAGCAGCAAAUCUAAAUUGGCCAUUACAUCAGUUUGAUGUAAAAAAUGCUUUCUUACAUGGAGACUUGGAAGAAGAAGUAUAUAUGGAUUUGCCACCAAGAUGUAGCUUAGCUCGUGACAAGGAAAAUCAAAGUAAUGCAUAUCACAUUUUGUUCUUAAAGCGUGAUGGAAGAAGACUUACUGCAUUGAUUGUUUAUAUGGAUGACAUAGUCGUAACUGGAAACAACACAGGAGAGCAACUGAAACUACAGAAGUAUUUGUCUCAGGAAUUUGAGAUGAAGGAUUUAGGUGAUCUGAAGUACUUUCUAGGAAUUGAAGUAGCCAGGUCCACAAGUGGUAUAUUUCUGUCUCAAAGGAAGUAUGUAUUAGAUCUGUUCACUGAAAAAGGAAUGCUUGGAUGCAAACCUGUUGAUACACCCAUGGAGAUGAAUCAUAAGUUAUGUGAAGACAUGGAUCAAGAAUCAACCAACAAGGAACAGUACCAACGCCUUGUUGGAAGAUACUUAAAAUCAACACCUAGAAAACGAUUAAUGUUCUCAAAAAAUAAAGAUCUCGAAGUUGUUGGAUAUACACAUGUUGAUUGGGCUGGCUCCGUUACUGACAGACGCUCUACUUCAGCUUACUUUACUUUUGUGGGAGGUAAUCUAGUCACUUGGCGGAGUAAGAAACAAAAUGUGGUUUCUCGGUCGAGUGCUGAAGCAGAGUAUCGAGGAAUUGCUCACGGAGUUUGUGAAUUACUAUGGAUCAGAAGAUUAUUAACAGAAUUGGGGUUCAAGCAAGAAAAGCCAAUAGAGUUACAUUGUGAUAACGAGUCAGCCAUCGAUAUUGCCCAUAAUCCAGUUCAACAUGAUCGAAUUAAACAUGUUGAGGUGGAUAGACAUUUUAAAUCAAAGAAAAACUUGAGAAGAAGAUCAUCCGCCUACCAUUCGUAA
This is a messenger RNA of Prunus armeniaca (apricot), 2145 nucleotides long. The record is from the annotation of a GenBank genome assembly. NCBI's taxonomy places the organism in Eukaryota, Viridiplantae, Streptophyta, Magnoliopsida, Rosales, Rosaceae.